AUGUGGUCCUCACCUCGUGCCAUGCCAUCGUCAUGGUCGAACCUCGUCUGCCUUUUGGUAGCGUUUAGCUAUCUCUUCACACCCAUCCCGAAAUCGAGACUACGCCGACUCCGUCUCCGCCGCCGGACCCACCUGGGCCGCCCGUACGCCCUCCAUGCCGACACCAUCUCCUUCAAGGACGGCCAGCUCCAGGGCACCAUCCUCAAAUCGCUCGACGACGGCGCCGAGUCCGUCCGCCUGCCCCUGACCGUGUCCUUCCUCGCCUCCGGCGCCGCCCGCGAGCGAUACAACGAGGUGGAGAAGCUGGCCAUCGUCGGCGGCACGACACUCGACAAGGAAGCCAAGGUCACCUCGCAGGACGCCCACGGGCUCGUUGUUCAGUACGGCGCGACGCAGUACGAGGCUCACGUCAAGUUCGACCCCUUUUCCGUCGACUUUAAGCGCGACGGCGUCUCCCAGGUCAAGUUCAACGAUAAGGGCUGGCUCAACGUGGAGCACUGGCGGGCCAAGGUCGACAAGCCCGAGCCCGAGAAGAAGGAGGGCGAGGAGAAUAACGAGAGCGCGGCACCGCCCGAGGGGGACAAGGGCGUGGACGAAAGCACGUGGUGGGAUGAGACGUUUGGCGGCAAUACCGACUCCAAGACGAGAGGUCCCGAGAGCGUAGCGCUCGAUAUCACGUUUUCGGGCUACAGCCACGUCUUUGGCAUCCCCUCGCACGCCACCUCGCUCUCGCUCAAGGAGACGCGUGGCCGCGAGGAGGGUCACUACUCGGAGCCCUACCGGAUGUACAACCUCGACGUGUUCGAGUACAUCCUCGACAGCCCCAUGACGCUCUACGGGUCCAUCCCGCUGAUGCACGCGCACCGCAAGGACUCGACCGUCGCCGUCUUCUGGCUCAACGCGGCCGAGACGUGGGUGGACGUGACCAAGCACAAGAACGCGGCAAACCCCAACGCGCUCGGCGCCCACGACAGGACCAGCACCAGCACCCACUGGAUCUCCGAGAGCGGGCUCUUGGACUUUGCCCUCGGCUACCACCAGUGCCGCUGGAACUACGUGUCGGACGACGACGUCAAGGACGUCAACCGCAAGAUGGACAAGGCCGGCAUGCCCUACGACGUCAUCUGGCUCGAUAUCGAGUACACGGAGGAGAAGAAGUACUUCACCUUUGACAAGGACAUGUUUGUGGACCCCAUCGGCAUGGGCGAGACGCUGGACAAGGAGGGCCGCAAGCUCGUCACCAUCAUCGACCCGCACAUCAAGAACACCAACGACUACCCCGUCGUGGCGGAGCUCAAGGACAAGGACCUGGCGGUCAAGAACAAGGAGGCCAAGAUCUUUGACGGCUGGUGCUGGCCCGGCUCGUCGCACUGGAUCGACAGCUUCAACCCGGCGGCGAUCGACUGGUGGAAGAGCCUGUUCAAGUACAGCAGCUUCCUGGGCACGCGCGAGAACACGUUUGUGUGGAACGACAUGAACGAGCCCUCCGUCUUCAACGGGCCCGAGACCACCAUGCCCAAGGACAACCUCCACCACGGCGACUGGGAGCACCGCGACGUGCACAACCUCAUGGGCAUGACCUUCCACAACGCCACCUACCAGGCGCUGCUGUCCCGCAAGUCGGGCGAGCUCCGCCGGCCCUUUGUCCUCACCCGCGCCUUCUACGCCGGCUCCCAGCGCUUCGGCGCCAUGUGGACGGGCGACAACCAGGCCUCGUGGGAGCACCUCGGCGCCGCCGUGCCCAUGAUCCUGAGCCAGGGCAUCGCCGGUUUCCCCUUUGCGGGCGCCGACGUGGGCGGCUUCUUCGGCAACCCGGACAUCGAUCUCCAGACCCGCUGGUAUCAGUCGGGCGCCUUCUACCCCUUCUUCCGCGGCCACGCCCACAUCGACGCCCGGCGCCGCGAGCCCUACCUCGCCCCGGAGCCGCACAAGACGAUUAUCGCGUCGGCGCUGCGCCUGCGCUACAGCCUGCUCCCGGCCUGGUACACGGCCUUCUUCCACGCCCACCGCGACGGCAGCCCCAUCGUGCGGCCCAUGUACUGGACGCACCCGUCCGAGGAGGCGGGCUUCGCCGUCGACGACCAGCUCUUCGUGGGCAGCACCGGCCUGCUCGUCAAGCCCGUGGUGGAAAAGGACAAGGUCACGGCCGACAUCUACAUUCCCGACGACGAGGUGUAUUAUGAUUACUUCACCUACGACACCCUCCCGACCAAGAAGGCGCAGACGCUCACCGUCGACGCGCCCCUCGAGCACAUCCCCAUCCUCAUGCGCGGCGGCCACAUCUUCCCGCGCCGCGACACGCCGCGCCGCUCCAGCGCGCUGCAGCGCUUCGACGACUAUACCCUCGUGAUCUCGGGCCAGUACAUUUACCGGCGGUUCGCCCUCGAGGGCGACGCCAUCACGUCGGUGGACGCCGAGGGCCGCGCGGCCAAGUCGGUCCGCCCGGGCGCGUGGAUGAAGCAGAUGAAGGACGUGGCCGUGGACAAGAUUGUGAUUGUGGGCGCGCCGGCGUCGUGGGAUACGAAGGAGGUGGAGGUGACUUCGGCGGGCAAGACGUGGACGGCGCCCGUCAAGUACGUCAAGGGCAAGGGGAGCAAGACGUCGUUUGCCGUUGUGGGGCGAGUGGGUGCCGCGAUUGGCGAGGACUUUACCGUCAAGGUUUUGUAA
This is a messenger RNA of Parascedosporium putredinis, 2667 nucleotides long. The record is from the annotation of a GenBank genome assembly. Lineage: Eukaryota; Fungi; Ascomycota; Sordariomycetes; Microascales; Microascaceae.